Messenger RNA from Oncorhynchus gorbuscha (pink salmon), 1855 nucleotides. Its product is annotated as SANT and BTB domain regulator of class switch recombination-like. The transcript is spliced from 9 exons. NCBI's taxonomy places the organism in Eukaryota, Metazoa, Chordata, Actinopteri, Salmoniformes, Salmonidae. The record is from RefSeq and is a predicted model, not a curated record. Bases 530 to 1471 code for a protein of 313 amino acids.
UCUGUCGCUAAGCAACCCGGGACGCGCAGCUGCUGCACUGCGGCACCGGAAAAAGAAGCGGAAUCAACGCAACAGAAUAUUCUGUUUGGGGACGACGACGACGUUACAACGACCGGCGGUUCGUUAUCUAAACGUCAUUACCGAGCGUUUUAGGGUGUUUCCAUCCCGUAUGCAAUGCUGAUUGACUGUCUUGUCUGUCCGUCAACUCGUCCCCGGGAUGAUACUGCAGAGAGAGUGCCGCUAGCUCGGUAGCAGCAUUAAGCGUUAACCGUGGAUGACGGCUACGGUACACCGGAACGUCCUAUCAUCAUUGAAUCAACAUGAGUCGUUACUGCACCCUGAACAACAACUUUCCCAAUGAAAACAACCUCCUGGUCCUGGACAUGGUGCUGAGCUCUCUCUGGAGCGUUCCACAGCCCAUCAACUGGGACAACGUGGCCAUGCUGGUCCCUGGCUUCACACCCAAGGAGUGUGCGCAGAGGUUCGAGGAGCUAAAGAGCACCGGAGGGUUCCAUCACGUGGACGACCAAUGCAACGCGCUGACGGCAGGAGGCUCCUCCCCUGUGGACUACAUCAAAUCCACACUAUUGGACACCACGGGAGAGGUGGGGAGACGCGGACCAAUCAGAGCUCCAUCUCAGGGACGGGCCUGGCGGUGAACCCUUCCAGAGGAAGCUCGGUGGAGAAGGAGAGCAGGGAGUCUGCAGAGGAGGGCGAGAAGCCCCAGGAGGGGAAAGGGCCCAAUAUGGUGAUCCACGUGUGUGACGAGGCUAAGAACCUGAAGCAGGACUUCAUGUGUCCCCGUGACCUUCUGAUCAACGAGAUGCGUUACUUUGCUGAGUACCUCUCUGUUGACACCCAGCGCUGGGAGGAGGUGGACAUCUCUGUGCACUGUGACGUGCAGAUCUUCGACUGGCUCAUGAACUACGUCAAGAGGCACAAAAUGGCCGUCGAUGGCAACCAUGACAAACCCAAGCUCGAGCCCAGCAAUGUGAUCUCAAUCCUCAUCUCCUCCGAGUUCUUGAAGAUGGACACGUUAGUGGAGGAGUGCAUCCAGUACUGUCACAAGCACAUGAGUGCCAUCGUGGCCACACCCUGCAACAUGAACUGCAUCAACAGUAACCUGGCAGCGGACUUGUCUGAGCUCUUCAGCCACAACGAGGCAGACGACAUCACGGACAGAAAAGACAAGUUCAAAAGUAAGUUAUUCCAGAAGAAAAUUGAGUGUCUCUUCGAUCCUGACUAUAAGAACCGGGACUCCCCAGGCAACGCAGCAACUCUGUACAGGUGUGGUCUGUGCCUGAAACUGCUGACCAAGGACACAGAGCGGAAGAUCUCCUGCAUCCCAGGGAAGAUCAACAUCAACCCUCGAGGAGACAUCACCUACACUCACAGCAGGUCCUGUACCACCCAGUUUACACCUUGGCUGUGGGUUCGAUUCCCUCUGUGGCCACCCAUAGGUAAAAUGUAAGCGUGCAGGACUGUAAAGGGUCUAUCAGAGUACCACAUUUGGACGCCAUAUUGACACAGCAGUGUUCUAGAAUAUUGGACUGUUGUCUUUCAUACUUUUUGAGUUCUCAGCGCAGCUCAAGCAAUUUCUCCAACUGUCAACACAUUCCAAACAUUCCAUUGAAUAGAGGACGUGUACCGGAAAGUUGUUGGUUGGGAUUUUUGGGGAGGUGCACGUUCGGGAGGUGCGUGGUCCCGCGGAUGAUGGUCUCCUAGCUGCGUAGCCAUGUCCCAAUGGGACCAACACCUCUCAGCGUCUGUGGACUGUGAUUUACGGUUGUCGCUUUGGAUAAAAACUGAUGCUGUAUUUAUUUUUUUACCUUUUAUUUAACUAGGCAAGUCAGUU